Fulvia fulva is the source of this 1116-nucleotide messenger RNA. RefSeq lists its product as uncharacterized. Bases 1 to 1116 code for a protein of 371 amino acids. The record is from RefSeq and is a predicted model, not a curated record. Gene Ontology annotation, cellular component: nucleus. The transcript is spliced from 3 exons. Lineage: Eukaryota; Fungi; Ascomycota; Dothideomycetes; Mycosphaerellales; Mycosphaerellaceae.
AUGCCCGAGCGACUGCACCCACGAGGGUGGAAUAAGUGGCGCCAACAGUGGUUCUGGCGAGACAGCAAGGAGCGGCUCAGAGCCGAAUAUGAUGGAGACUUCAAGGCAUACAUGGCCGCCUUCCAGCCAGAAAUACAGCCCGCGUGUCCUCUGCGAGAUGGGAUGAAGCUGUUCCAGAAACUGGAGAAGUCAGGCCAGCAUGCUACUGUCGCAACUAACUUUGCUUCCGCAUCGACCCUCGUGAGUAGACUGAUUGAAUGCCUCUCAAGCGGCAUGACCACAAAUACUUCAGAAGCCGACUUCAUCUUCGUGUGCGUCGAUUUCGAAGGCGAUACAAAGCAGGGCGUCAACGAGUGCGGCAUCUCGACUCUUGAUACAAGGGAUCUGCUCAACCCUACAGACUCAGUGCCACAGAAUGCACUCAAGACAGUGAAAUACAGACUUGUUAAGCAAAACGACAGGAAAUUCUUCCAUGGUCAUACCACAAUGCUGCAUCCAGACGCGCUUCGAUCGACAAUUCUGGACGCCUUCAAUAUAGAGGACGAUCUCAGCCCAGGGACUAAGCGGAAGAUCAUACUUACAGGCCAAGGCGUCGACGGCGAAAUUGCCACCUUUCGGGGAUUAUUGGGCAUCGCCAUGGAGGACUUGCCAAUUGAUGGGAUUAUUGACACACACGCUCUCUGCGGGGAGACCAUUGGCCAAGCGGGCAAACUGAAACAUAUACUAGCAACCCUCGGUGUGCCACACGAGAGUACACUGCUACACUGUGCAGGUAACGACGCGCACUUCACGCUGCAGGCUGUAGCUGCGUUGCUGGCCAUCAAGCUUCGAGAAGAAUUACCACCCAAACAGAAGGGUGUUAGCCAUACUCGAACACCAUGUGCCAGUGUCCCAGCGACUAGUGCGGAGAUGGAGAUGCAGCACGCAGGUCUCAGACGGACGAUGCCUCCUGCCCUUUACAUUGACUCAUCGCCGGCAACGAAUGCAGAGUUGCGGCGGCUGGAGGAUAUCGCGAAAAAGGUUGUACUUCGACCAGCACGGACGGCAAGAGAGGAGCAGGAGACUUGGGACAAUUAUCUUGAAGAAGGUGGUACUUUUAUGGCUCUAUGGGGGUGA